AUGAAGCCCUACCAGCAUUGGCCUGCCGCGUUUGUGCUCAUGGUUACAAUGAUAUCUCUCAUGGGCCUCACUGCUCUUCUCGGCUUCUUUCACUGGGCUGCCUGGACCGUGUACUAUUGCUGGCGAGAAAACUUCUAUGGUCGAGCUAUAGUGCCCGAUUUUAUUGUGAUCUCAGAUGAAGCGAACGGCGUGCUGGUGACGCAGUCUCUGAAGAGGUUUCACUUCUUGCCGAUUCUCACUCUCGCUGGCACCACUGCUUUGACGUGUCUGGAAACAGGAAUUCGAACUCCCGUCCUGUUCAUCGACGCCGUCCGGCGCACCCAUCAGAGACGCGAGAUCUUCGGGCGCUGGGUUCACAACUCCGCGAGCGUCUCCACGGAACAAGCUCAGGUCUGA
Molecule: messenger RNA, 396 nt
Organism: Penicillium diatomitis
Lineage: Eukaryota; Fungi; Ascomycota; Eurotiomycetes; Eurotiales; Aspergillaceae
Exons: 2
Coding region: 1-396 (131 amino acids)
Source: RefSeq, a predicted model, not a curated record